This is a messenger RNA of Pygocentrus nattereri (red-bellied piranha), 4424 nucleotides long. Its product is annotated as circularly permutated Ras protein 1. The transcript is spliced from 20 exons. Gene Ontology annotation, molecular function: zinc ion binding; SNARE binding. Lineage: Eukaryota; Metazoa; Chordata; Actinopteri; Characiformes; Serrasalmidae. Gene Ontology annotation, cellular component: endoplasmic reticulum exit site; COPII vesicle coat. The coding region runs from base 229 to 2148 and encodes 639 amino acids. The record is from RefSeq and is a predicted model, not a curated record. Gene Ontology annotation, biological process: endoplasmic reticulum to Golgi vesicle-mediated transport; intracellular protein transport; COPII-coated vesicle cargo loading.
GUAAACAGGAAGUCGAGCAACCAGCUCUGAGACGGAACAGAGGGACCAUUACGACUGUGAAGCAGACACAGUUGUUUCAUUUCAGGCUUUUUCUGCUUGUUUUCAGUCUCUGAAUCCGUCAGUCUUUUCCUAACUUCCUGUUUCUAAUCUUCUCAAAUGGGAGCAUGAGAAGCAGCACAUGCCAACAUUCAGCUUAAACGGACUAACUAGGAGACUCUUAACAAAGAGAUGGAGUUUGCCUGCAGUCAUGUUGUUUGUAACUGGAGGCCUGAGAGUCUAGCUGAAGGUCUUUCCUCCACACUGCCCUGUGGUUUGUCCAGAACAGAUUCUGAACAUCCAUACGACAACCGCAUUGCUGUCAUCCCAACUCCCAUGCCGUCGGUAAUGCCGCCGCCUGUACCUCCUCGUCAAACAACGCAGAAACGCACACGACCCACCUCAAUGCCACCUCCACUACCCCCUCGAGGGCUGGAGGCUAAAGGGCAGACUCGUCUUAAAGCCAAUGUAAACGUGGUAUCACUCAAAGUAGGAAAUCUUGUGGAUAUCAGCAAAGCAUCCAGUAUACAGAGUAGCCAGAAACCAGUGUACUGUGGGAAAUGUAGGGCAGUCAUGUCUUCUAUGAGCAACUCACAAACCAACCCACAUUCAACAACGUGGUGCUGUGAGUUCUGUGGUAAACAGAAUGUUCUCUCUCAGAGUGAAGUUAAAAUGGGCCGCUCUCCUCUGUGCACUCCUCCAGGCAGAGACGUGCUCUAUGUAGAUGAGGAGAUCGAUGCAGACUAUAUGAACCUGGAAGAUAUGCUGGUGGUCUUCUGUGUAGACAUUUCUGGUAGCAUGAGUGUCACCUCAGAGGUGUCUCCUGGUAACAGCAUGAGAUCACCCACAUAUGUAUCACGACUGCAGGGUGUUCAAGAGGCCCUCCAGAUGGCACUGACCUCCCUGCUAAAAUCUUCACCUCACCGUCGAGUAGCACUGGUCACUUUUAAUGACGAGGUGACCAUUUAUGGGGAUGGUACAGGAAUUCCUCUCUCUCUGCGGGACUGGGCUCUAGUGGACUAUGACCAUGUUCGAGAGCAGGGAGAGAAAUAUUCCACACCACACUGCAUUGCAGAGACUCACCAGUGCCUCACACAGAGAAUCAAAGAAUUAAGAGAGCAUGGAGCUACAGCACUGGGCCCUGCUGCACUUGUAUCUGUUGCUAUGGCAUCUCAGUUCACAGGGUCAAAGGUCAUAAUUUGCACAGAUGGUCACGCCAACAUAGGCCUGGGCCAGUUAGAACAGGAAUCUGCCCACUCCCCUGCACCCUCACCUUAUUUCUACAACCAGUUAGCCAGCCAUGCAGCGGAAAAAGGAGUCAUCGUGUCAGUGAUGACAUUUGAAGGAGAAGACUGUCGCCUGGCGGAGGUGGGGAAGCUGGCUGAUCACACAGGAGGCAGGAUCAACAUAGUCAACAUUGGGACAGUUGCUACAGAAAUACAGAGUGCUUUGGCUGACAGUGUUUUGGCAACUAAUGUUGUGGCAACUCUGCUAGCACCGGACGGUGUAUAUUUCCCUUAUGAAGAAGAUAAUCACAAGUUAGAGAGGGAGAUUGGUAAUGUAACAGAUGGGGUGGAGAUCACUUUCCAGUUUGGUGUUAGACCAGACAAAGUGGACAGUUUCCAGAGAAGGGAUAGAGUUCCCUUUCAGCUGCAGCUGUCCUUUAAGACCCGAGACUUGAAGAAAGUGACCAGAGUCAUCACUCAGCAGAAGCGUGUGACCACCAGCAGCUGGGUGUGGGCAGGCAGUCUUAACAUGUCUGUGCUGGGAGUUCACUGUGCUCAGCUAUGUGCCAGACUCACCAUGGAGGGCAGAAUACUGGAAGCUCAGAAUCAACUCAAAGCCCAGCAGGACCUUCUCAAAGACAUCAGUGAACAGAAGCCAAUUGCUAAAGAGGAGAGUAUCUAUGGGAACUGGAUCAGCACUAUGAGUAUGAUCUGUGAGGAUCUCACCACAGACUCACAGCAGAACAGCUCAGACACCACCACUCUUCUAGCCAGCCGAACACCGGUCACAGGUCUGUCAGACGAGGCGGCGAAGGUUGUGUACCAGAUGAAGAGAGCGAAGAGCGUCGGAGAGAAGGGCCGGAAGGCAGCCAUGUUGGACAGUUGAGAAGAAAGUGGCUAUUUUAGCUAAAACAGUAAUAAACCUGUAACGGUGAUCAGAUUCUUGUCAUGCCUGACUUCAUAACUUUCUGUGUAAUCUACAGAUGAUUAUAUAGUCUGAAAUUUGUUUAAAGUAAUUUGUUUUUAUAAAUAAAUUUUAACAUUUCUAACACCUUUUAGGGCCUAUUCUGAGCAAGAAACUCUUUAAGAUUGGCCACAUAGAAGGUUGAUGAUUUGAAGGCAGUGAUACUGACCUCUUUUUGUUAAUCUGUUAUGUACACUUUUUCAUGGAAAAGGGAUCAUUAUUCAUUUAAACACAUUUAAAAUAUAAUUUUAAAAUUAAUAUAAUAGUUUUAACAAAAACAGGUUCUUACUUCAUCAGUACUCUUGUGCCGGUGGUCCAUGUGAGCAGCAUAACAUUCAAAGAUUAUUCCAUUGACAGUACAAGGUUUUUUCAUACCGUGGCAUAGUAAUACAGUUGUUGUGAGGUGGUCAUAGGUGUGCACAUGUUGUGGAUUUUACAACGGCUCAGCCAACCAGAUUUUAGGAGUGGAGCUGUGCAUUUUAUCAUCUAACAGAUAUGCAUCAUCACCAGGCUUUUGUUACAUAAUGUGGUGCAUUUUUACACAUUUUACCCCAAGAUUGCACUAUAGGUCUUAUCUGUGCUGUAUUGUCAGGGAAAAGGUACAUUUUUAUUCAUUAAAGUACAAACUGUAAACGCUCCUUCAGAUGCAAUUUGGAAUCUUCCAAUCUUGGAAUUUUGAAGGUGCACUUCAUUCAAGACUCAGGGUGCAUAUUUAUUGACCUAACAUUUAAAAAAUAUAUAAUAAAAAUCUGAAGUCAAGAUGAUAAUGGAGUCUGUGUGGAGUCAGUGCUCCUUAAAACUCAAACUUCAAUGGAAAAUGGUACAGCUGUGUUCAAACUAAAGGCAAUAAAGACACUUGAGGUUUUCACUCAGAGAGUUUAGUACCUUUUUUUUUUUUUUUAUAACUAAGAGUGCGUUUUUGGGUAGGAGUUUUGCUGGUUUAAACCACGUACAGUGGUCUAUGUUGUGAUUUAUGGCAGCAACACUUGUAUGUGAAUCCUAGAAUGGCACUCGUGCAGUGAGAGCAUAUUACCGUUGAUCUUCCACAGACAUUAUUUUCCCAUUUCACUUGUUUGGUUCACUCUGUCACUGAUUUUGUAGUGAUAAUUUUGUAGCAGUAUUUUUUUAUGUCAUAAAAACUUUUGAUCAACAGUUUUACUGUUCCAUUAACUGUUAAGACGCAUGUACCGAAACUGUUGGUUUUUACCUGUCAAAGAAUGUUUGUUUGAAAAAAAAGUUUGUAAAAAAGUAUGUGCUGCUUUUUGUCUGUUCUAAAUUUAGUAUGAUGAAAAUGCUGAGCAACCUUCCUGUGAAGCAGAAUGUUUGAGACCAACUGAUGUUGAAAGAUCAGUCAACCAUAUGACGCUAACUGAAUGUUUAAAUGAACUGCACACAAAUACAGUUGUACCUGCCAUUCUUCAUAUUUUAAUACACUGAUUAAAUUCAUCCAGACCACCCUCCAUUUAUUACAUUUCCUGUCGAAACAAUCUUAAAGUACAAGUUAUUCAUAUUUCAGCAUAAGGAAAAAAAUCAUAUUUAGCAGAAAAUUAAAGAGAAGCCACAACAACUAAAUAUAAUAUAAAGAUCUUCAGUAUUUAGCAUGUGCACCUUUCACCUUUGUUACAGCUUCUAUUCUUUUCAACUUGCUUUUAGUUUUUCAAAAAAUCCUGAAGCAGUAUUUUUCCAUACCUCUUAGAGGCUGGUUGCAUUGUCUGCUUCUUACAGUCUGAGUAAUCCCAAACACAUUUAGUUAAGUCUGGACUGGGGUGGUCAGUCCGAAAACAAAAGCAGCUUAUUUGUUUGAUUUUCUAUUUUUCUUUCUUUUUGUCCAUUUCUUUUUCUCAGUAAUGGUGUAUUGAGAACUACGCAGCCUUUCAGUGUUGAUGUCUUCUCACAGGGGAAGGAUGAAAAGAAACACUUGUGGAUUUUUUAAAGAUCUGAAGUCAGAGUGGAGCUUGAUUUUCUCCUCUCUCAAAGAUGAAAAUUUUAAGCACUGUUUAUCUCUACUGUUGUCAUCUUUACUGGUGACAUUUUUGUCCUGCACUGUUGUUAGGAGUUUCCUUUUCUGGACAACUUUUCAUCAUUCGUUGAACUCCCGUGUUAGAAACCUUUCCCUUGACAUUCCUCUUUCUCAUGCAAGUGGAUUAAUGACUGUUUUAACUGAAAAUUAAAUAAAAGAGAGUGGUCUCUGGCUUUAA